AUGAGCAACGACCCGGUUUGGACUGUUUCAGCGAACAAUUACUCAAAGUUUCGGAACGGAAACGGCCCUCAUACAGUAAGCUGGGUUCGUCACAAGCAUGGGACGUCCACCGAGAAUCCUCGAGCAAAGGGACAAUCUCCUCCAGUCGUGCCUGGUCUCUCUCUGGCCCGUGUGGUAACCGACCCGCACUUCACGACUGCGAUCGAGUCGAACGUGGUCAUGGGUGUUGCUAUCUCAACUUCGAACAAGCAAACCGAAGGGAUCUGA
Molecule: messenger RNA, 267 nt
Organism: Phytophthora nicotianae INRA-310
Lineage: Eukaryota; Oomycota; Peronosporomycetes; Peronosporales; Peronosporaceae
Exons: 1
Coding region: 1-267 (88 amino acids)
Source: RefSeq, a predicted model, not a curated record